Messenger RNA from Megalobrama amblycephala (Wuchang bream), 793 nucleotides. RefSeq names its product kinesin-like protein KIF6. Gene Ontology annotation, molecular function: ATP binding; microtubule motor activity; microtubule binding. The record is from RefSeq and is a predicted model, not a curated record. NCBI's taxonomy places the organism in Eukaryota, Metazoa, Chordata, Actinopteri, Cypriniformes, Xenocyprididae. Gene Ontology annotation, biological process: microtubule-based movement. The transcript has 3 exons. Bases 124 to 369 code for a protein of 81 amino acids.
GUCUCGUAGCAACCUCUGUACACACAGAAGUCUUAAAAGAAAGAAGUGAAUUAAACGUGUGAAGCUAAACGGGUGCGUUGGAUGAAAAAACAAAUGAAAGCAUCGUAAAUAUCAUAUAAAACAAUGGUUAAACAAACGAUUCAAAUUUUUGCCCGUGUGAAACCGACGAAGAAACCCACCGCGGACUACUCUGUGGACUGUGAGGAGCAGGGCAGUAAUUUGGAGUUUGUGGUUCCCAGAGACUUGGCAGAUGGUUUUAUCAACAAUAAGAGGGAAAACUACAAAUUCAGGUUUCAGAAGGUUUUUGACCAAAGAGCCAGUCAAGAGGAAAUCUUUGAGACCAUUGCCAAGCCUGUUGCUGAUAAGUGAGUUGACAUUUUUUCUUCUCUGAAAAGAAAGCUCAAGCAUGCUUUUAAAGCAUAACAUUUCACAAACACAUUUCAUUUUAAAUGAGAAAACAAUAGAUAUGUAUACUAUUCAAAAUUAAGAAAAAAGUAUUUGGACACAAAUGUGAUGAAACAUGCCAGUAGUUAAUGUAUUGUACUACACCUUUAGGACACAUGCAUUCAGUAAAAAGACCUUGUGACUAAAUUAAGGAUCACUUACAUUGAUAUUUUGUUAUCUAUGCAAUAAAGCAUUGUUUGCGUGGCUUAUUAGGGGUAUAACGGUACAUGUAUUCAUCCCAAACCGUCACGGUAUGGACGUCACGGUUCGGUGCAUACAGUCAGAUGACACAAAUACAGUCAGGCUAUCCAACAUCCAAUUUAGAAGGGGGCAUGCGCAGUAAUGCAUU